Pararge aegeria (speckled wood butterfly) is the source of this 3860-nucleotide messenger RNA. RefSeq names its product 6-phosphofructo-2-kinase/fructose-2,6-bisphosphatase-like. The record is from RefSeq and is a predicted model, not a curated record. Gene Ontology annotation, biological process: fructose 2,6-bisphosphate metabolic process; fructose metabolic process. The transcript has 9 exons. Lineage: Eukaryota; Metazoa; Arthropoda; Insecta; Lepidoptera; Nymphalidae. Gene Ontology annotation, molecular function: 6-phosphofructo-2-kinase activity; ATP binding; fructose-2,6-bisphosphate 2-phosphatase activity. Bases 452 to 2143 code for a protein of 563 amino acids. Gene Ontology annotation, cellular component: cytosol.
UUCAUAUUUGCUUUCGCUAAGCUCCAAGCUUCAGUCAACAGUUCACUUUAUCUUUGUGCUGCCACAUCGUAAGCUAAAAGACGCAUUGUGAUUAUAAAUAGUAACCUAUUUGUCGACUGCAGAAGCGCAAUCCGUAUUUACAAUGAGAAAAAUACGAUCCGGAGUCAAAUAGGCGUGCAGAAUAAUAGUUUUUUUUUUCUCAAACCGGUGAAGGACUGCCUAAAACUGUAUAAUUACUGUGUUAUCUUCCCCGUGCGAUGUUGGGGGAAAGUUUUGGUUAACAAAUUGGAUUUGAUUGUCAACUGGGACUUAUUGCGAAUGUGUAUUGAAACGUUCAUCGCGAUUCACGGGCGCACUGCUAUGCGCCACGAUUUAGUGCAUUUUAUAAGACAUACUUCGUCUGAUCACUACUGCGAAGGAAGACUUUAGUUACUAAGGCAGAUCGCUAUUGAUGGCGUUACUGAGCAUCCGUGGUGAUUGGUAUUUGUAUCUUUGGCUUAUAUAUCGCAAAAUCUACUCCGCUGUCAUAUGGUUGCUUGGCAAUCACUGCCGAGGUGAUAAGAGUCGGUCCGUGAUAAGCGCCGGUGCCGGCGGCCAGUCGCUCGCAAGCCUCCACAGAGUGCGCACGCGCCGCAGGAAGCCGCAGCAGCAUCGGAACAAGCACGUCGUCGCACUAGUGAGGAGACCUUCGUUGAGGAGAAUAGUGAUGGCACCAGGAGCUAGCACUGCCCAUGCUAUGAUGGAGGACAAGGAGAAAGCACUUUCCAGUGUGUCAAUGCGCCGGCGCCGCAUCAGCCAGUUCGCGCCACUGCUGAUUGCCCUGGUUGGUCUGCCUGCGCGCGGGAAGAGCCAACUUGCUCACCGCCUGUCCAGGCACCUCAACUGGAAUGGGGAGAGCACUAAAGUUUUCGACUGCAGCGAGUACCGGCGUCGCCACAUGGCGCUAUACGGCAGCCAUGACAUCUUCCGCGCAGACAACUUGCACGGCUCCGCGAUCCGCAGUCAGAGCGCUCGUGAGGCCGUGCAGGACGCCGUGCUGUGGCUGAAGGAUGGAAACAGUGUUGCUAUAUUUGAUGGCACAAACGUGACAAGGGAGCAGCGUCGGGAACUGAACGAAUGUAUCACCGACAUGGGCUUCAGGAUACUGUUCAUCGAAUGCGUCUGUGAAGACCAAGAAUUGCUGGAGCGGAACAUCAUAGAGAUCCUGCAUUAUUCCGCAGACUACAAGACCAUGACAGAGGAGGAAGCUAUAGACGAUUUGAGAAAGAAACUUGAGCAUUACAUGCGUCAGUAUGAGCCCAUAGAUGCAAGUUUGGAGGCGUUAAGUUUCGUACGCGUAGAGAAUAUGGGCGAUACAGUAACAGCGCACAAAGUAUCAGGUCAAAAGGAGUCAGGGAUACUCGGAUACUUGUCUGGCAUGAGGGCUUUACCGCAGACCUUAUAUUUUACACGGCACGGUGAGAGUGAAUACAACGUAGUCGGACGUAUAGGCGGUGAUGCAGUCCUGUCCCCAAGGGGCGAAAGCUACGCUCAUGGACUAGCUGUACAUUUGAACGAACUGGCUGCCCACGAGCCUCUUACUGUUUGGACCUCUGAACUGCGUCGCACCAAGCAAACUGCGGCUGAAAUAAUGGCACCCAAGCGAGCAGUCCGUGCACUGAAUGAACUAGAUGCCGGCAUUUGCGAAGGUCUGACCUACGAAGAGAUGCAAGAGCGUUUUCCACAAGAGUUCGCCUGGCGUGAUCAGGACAAGUUGCGUUAUCGGUACCCGUGGGGCGAGUCUUACAUAGACAUCAUGACCAGGCUUCGCCCAGUGCUUUCGGCUUUAGAGGACGAACAUAACGUUGUGGUCGUGGGCCACCAAGCAGUUCUUCGCUGCAUGUUGGGAUACUUCCUCGAUGCCGAGCUUGAUGAACUUCCAUACAUGAACGUGCCUUUACAUACAAUUGUGAAGCUGACGUCCUACGGUUACAAAUACAAGCUGGAAAUGAUCAAGCUGCCCAUUGAAUGCGUGGACACCCACCGCAAACAACCGAAGAACUGCUCAAUCAACCGCACUACAGCAGACGCGUUGGUAACGGUACCAUCGCACUACGACACGCUGCCUUCAAACAUGUGGCAAAAUUCUGAAGCACAACUUUAGGCAACGGGCCUUCGGACCACGGUCCGACACUACCAAAUCAGCAUUACCACUGGAAUUCCAGUGUGAAACGCGAAGGCCCAUCGAGGUUGUGAAAGACCACGGAUGGAUGUAUAACAGGCGCCACAAUAGCGAUCCGCGAAAACAUUCGCUGUCUCGCUCCUACAAUGUGUGCUAGAGAGUGACGGAUACAGAACUUUUUUGCGUCUCGUGUCUUCAUUGUAUGCGUGAGAGUGACAGGUGUAUUGCUGUUACUCCAAACAUUUUAAGACUGAAGGAUAAAUCUGGCACGUCAAUAAAUCUUUUUCUUUUUUUUUAUUACUACACGUCAUAAUUUGUAGACUGUAUCUUUUAAAUUAAGUUACAUUUGUAUGUUAGUAAGAGUAAAAUUAUUAUGAUUUAUAAUGUAAUUUCGAAAAUGUUAUAUUACCAUAUCAUAUAAUAUUAUGAAUAGUGUAUUUUUGUCGUAAUCAUUUAUACUCGUACGAUCGUCGUAAAAUGUUUAUCGUUUCAUUUAAAUUUUUUAUAUUGGAAUUUAUUUGUAGUUCACAAAAGUUAGUUUCCAUAUUAUUUGUACUUUAUAAAAGGUAGUUAGGUACGUACAUUAUAAUCUAUCUUUAAAAAAAGUAAGUUAAAUCUUUCAUAAGAUAUGAAUUAUCAUUAUUACUUUUACAUCCACAUUUAAUCGUGUUUUUAUUGAAUAGUUAAUCAUUGUCAUCAAUAACGUACGUAAAAAUUGAUUUUUAUUUUUAAAGUUUUUAGCGUUGUAUCAUGACAGAUUACUGCCAUUUGGUUUAAUUUACAUAUUUUAAUCUUUGAAUGUUUGUCUUAUGAUAUUUAGACUAUGAGUAGGUACGUAAGAUUCUUUCAUAUUUUUAAUUUUCAUUUAUGUUUCACGUAUCUUAUUUUAAUAAGUCUCAUUUAAGUCAGAAUAUUUGGAGCAAUUUGAAUAAAGAAAAAUUAGGCAAAUAAGCAUAUCCGUAUUUUAAUCCGUGAGUUUGCUAUGGGAUGCGAUGGGUUUAAAAGGGACUUGGGAGCUAUAUUGCAGAGACUAUAGGCUCAGCCACUUAUUAAAACAUAGUCAAUUUAAACAAUAGUCAAAUUAUUAUGAAUAGAUUUUGUUCUAUGCAAGCAACAAGCAAAUAAAAAUCAAUAAUCUACAUCCAAUAAGAAUAAUAAAAAUCGUUAUGUCAAUUUCCAUUUAAACAAAGUAAUUAUUGUAAAGUUAAAUAUCUAAAAAAAAAAUGAGAACACAAAUUUUGUUGAAUUUUAUGUCUACUCUGAAAAUAGUUAGAAGUAGAAGCAAUGUACUAGAACUAUACUAGCACAAAAAUUAAAUUAAGUAGCUCUAGUGAAUUUCCAAAAUUGUGUCUGGAAAGUGGAAAGAGUAGAAAUGAGUAACUCGAAAAAUCAGGGUCGCACGUGGUCGACUUAUUUUUUAUUAAAUUUACCACGUGCAUUGAUGUAAAAUUAGUAAAAAUCAUUAAAAAAAAUACAUUAAUAUACAUCUUUUGCAGUUGAAAAUAGAACUCAGUUUAAAAAUGUAAUACAUAAGUACGUAAUUAUACACUUUUUCAAUAUAAAAGUGACAAUAGAAUGAUACGUGAUAUUUUUAAUGUGAAAGACGAUGGAGUGUCUUUAUAAAUUUAAGUUUACUCCUAAGAAUUAAAAUGCCAAGCCGUAAGAAUAGAAAUUUUCUAACAAUAAGUUUACUGAUCUU